CAGGAGGUGAGAUCCCGAACAUGUGAUCAUGUCUGUUCCCCCGGCAUCAAACUUUGCGUUAGAAUCGCAAGGUGCCAGGGUUUUACAUUAUUUAUCUUCGGAUACAUUGUGGCCUCCAGGAUUUGGGAUAUGGGAUAAGAUAUACAGCUGGUCGUAUUCAUCCAAAACUCAGCGGAGAGUAAUCCAGGGACAAUCAUCAUUACUUCCUGGACAAUGCUGGCCCUUUUCAGGUGACCAAGGGCAUUUGUUUAUCUCGCUGUCCCACCCAGUGUCCAUCACUAGCGUGACACUCGGCCACAUAACAAAGAGCCAGUCCCCAUAUGAAUCCAUCGCCAGUGCACCGAGGAAAUUUUCUAUCUAUGGAAUGAGGACUGCUACUGAGGAAGGAACCUAUUUGGGAACACUGGUCUAUGAUCAAGACGGCGCAGCAUUUCAGACCUUUAGGCUGCCUAAUCCAGACAAAGGAGUCUUCCGAUAUGUGAAGCUACAGAUUGACACAAAACUGGGGAAACGCAGACUACACCUGUUUGUACAGCUUCAGGGUUCACGGUAGACAAAUGGAGGUGA
Molecule: messenger RNA, 567 nt
Organism: Etheostoma spectabile (orangethroat darter)
Lineage: Eukaryota; Metazoa; Chordata; Actinopteri; Perciformes; Percidae
Product: SUN domain-containing protein 2
Exons: 5
Coding region: 29-553 (174 amino acids)
Cellular component (GO): meiotic nuclear membrane microtubule tethering complex; nuclear envelope
Molecular function (GO): protein-membrane adaptor activity
Source: RefSeq, a predicted model, not a curated record